Messenger RNA from Letharia lupina, 1389 nucleotides. RefSeq lists its product as uncharacterized. The transcript has 5 exons. The record is from RefSeq and is a predicted model, not a curated record. Gene Ontology annotation, cellular component: fungal-type cell wall. NCBI's taxonomy places the organism in Eukaryota, Fungi, Ascomycota, Lecanoromycetes, Lecanorales, Parmeliaceae. Bases 1 to 1389 code for a protein of 462 amino acids.
AUGCGUACCUUUCUAACGGUUGUUAUCCCCUCACUUCUUCUCUUCGAUGGGGUCACCGCCCAAUGCGCAGCUGGUACGGCCCAGGAGAUCAACGGCAAUUGGUAUUGCUCCGAGGUGACCGCCGUCACAUAUGCGAGUUUCCCGGGCUUCGGUUCUUAUGAAAAGAUCACAGACAUGAACGCGAAUACUGGCGACUGCAGUAGCCUCUCUUUACAUAUUCGCGGUCCCACUUGGCUGAAACAAAUCGCCGUCUAUAUGCCCACGACUAUCGCCAACGAGAAGCGAAGCACUGAACCGAAUGGCCACCAUCGACGGCAUGCAGCCGCAGCCGCAGCAGUGCGCCAUCAUGGUGGGCAUCAGCACCUUCACGAUCGCCACGGCAAGGUCAAAGGAGUCGAAGAGUCUCGGCUUUCGAAGCGUGCUGUCGGUGAUCUGGUAUCCGCUACUAUCGAUGGUCAGCUUGUUUCAUGGACGAACGUCUAUGCUGGGCCUGGUGUCGCUACCGAUGCGCCUGUACUGGGAGCUAUCGAUGACACGAGUGCUUCGACUUCUGAUGCUGACACGACCGAAGACACGAAUAUGACUUAUCAGAGCUCUACCUUGUCUUCUUCCACGACUACAAGCACGUCGAGCUCGAGUACAUCGAGUGCACCAGCAACGGGCGAAGGUUGGACUCGUCAGGCUUAUCUCAACGCAGCAAGCGGUGCGGUCGAGGGUCUGACGUUUCUCAAUCACUUCGGCGGGACGGAUGGGGUUUCUGGGACCAGCGCUGGUGGACCAGCCUUUGGUGCCUCUCUUUCCUACGCUUCCUCUGACGGCCAAUCUGGCGCCGCCUCACCCCAAGUACUCUCGAAUGCGAUGAUUGAAGACGACACCGAAGUAAUCAUCAUGACCGACCAAAGUUGCGACGACGGAGGCUGUGGAUUCACGCGUCCUGGAGGGGUUGCAUACCAUGGCUUCUCGGGCGCCCAGAAGGUCUUUCUCCUCGAAUUCUCUAUGCCUCUCACGAAUUCCACUACCUUCAAUGGCGACAUGCCCGCCAUUUGGCUUCUCAACGCGCACAUACCUCUGACAUCUCAGUACGGCACCAACGCCGAGUGCUCAUGCUGGACGUCUGGAUGUGGCGAAUUCGAUCUCUUCGAGGUUCUCGACUCUGGGAACUUUCGCUGCAAAUCGACAUUGCACAUGGCACCAGCCGGAGGAAGCAGUGAUUGGUUUCGACGCCCUACUGGCGGAAGCAUUACGGCUGCAGUGGUGAUCGCAGGGGAGCAUGAGGUCGCUGCCAUCAGGGUUCUGGGCGAUGGCCAGUCGUUUGAUACGACUCUGAAUGAGGACGUGGUGAAUGGGUGGGUCAACGAGGAGGGAAGCGUGUUCAAGAUGGAGGGUUAA